Molecule: messenger RNA, 2169 nt
Organism: Hevea brasiliensis (rubber tree)
Lineage: Eukaryota; Viridiplantae; Streptophyta; Magnoliopsida; Malpighiales; Euphorbiaceae
Exons: 4
Coding region: 1-2169 (722 amino acids)
Source: RefSeq, a predicted model, not a curated record
AUGAGGGUUGCUUUGAUGUGGACAAUUAGUGAUUUUCCUGCAUAUUCAAUGCUCUCCGGGUGGAGCACUGCAGGGAGAUUAGCAUGUCCAUACUGCAUGGAUCACUUAGAUGCAUUUUCACUUAGUCAUGGAGGGAAAAUUAGUUGGUUUGACAAUCAUCGUAAGUUUCUUCCAGAUAACCAUCCAUUUAGACGGAACAGGGUAAAUUUCCUUAAAGGAAAAGUAUGCAUAUCUGAGUCUCCUCCAAUUUUAAGUAGUGAAGACACUUUUUUGCAAAUAGAAGAUUUAGGACUGAGGAGAGUAAUAGACAGUGAUGGUGAAGCGGUUAAUUCAAUCAUAGCUAGAAACACUGGUUGGCGAAAAAAGAGCAUAUUUUGGGAUUUACCAUAUUGGUCUUCUAAUCUCAUACGUCAUAAUUUAGAUGUCAUGCAUAUUGAGAAAAAUGUCUUUGAGAAUACAUUCAAUACAGUGAUGAAUAUAGAAGGAAAAACGAAGGAUAAUGCAAAAGCCAGGGAAGAUGUGGCACAUUUAUGUCGUAGAAAAGAAUUGGAGAGAAAUUUGCAAACGGGUAAAUAUCCAAAGGCAUGUUAUGUUCUUGAUAAACAGCAGAAGCAGGUUUUAUGUGAGUGGGUGAAAAACCUUAAGUUUCCAGAUGGUUAUGUGUCUAACAUGGGAAGGUGUGUUGAUAUGCAUAAGUACAAGCUUUUUGGCAUGAAAAGUCAUGAUUGUCAUGUAUUUAUGCAGAGGUUAUUACCCAUUGCAUUUCGUGAGCUCCUUCCAAAUACAGUUUGGCAAGCAUUGACUGAGUUGAGCUUUUUUUUCAAACAUCUUACUUCUACAAAUAUUAAGGUUCAAGAUAUGAAGCGUCUGGAAUUAGAAAUUCCCAUUAUUAUUUGCAAAUUAGAGCGCAUAUUUCCUCCUGCCUUCUUUGACUCAAUGGAGCAUCUUCCCAUCCAUUUGCCAUAUGAAGCAAAAAUUGCAGGCCCAGUACAAUAUCGAUGGAUGUAUCCUUUUGAGAGAUUUCUACGCCAUUUGAAGCAAAAUGUAAAGAAUAAAGCAAAAGUAGAAGGUUCAAUAUGUAAUGCAUACUUAGUUGAAGAAGCAUCUAAUUUUUGUGCUCAUUAUUUUGAACCUCAUGUAUUAACACGGGAUCAACAAGUACCCCGUAAUGAUGAUGGUGGGGAUGAUGCUAAUAUCGAAGGUAAUUUAUUAAUCUUCAACUAUCCCGGUCGACCAUAUGGCAGAGCAAAAACGAAAGUGUUGGCUGAUGAUGAAUAUAAGGCUGCUCAAAUAUAUGUCCUCCUAAAUUGCCCUGAAAUUGACACAUAUGUCAAUUUGUUCUUGACUGAGUUGCGACAGACAUCCCACAAUAUUAGUGAUGCAGAAAUUAAUGAAGCAUUAGAAAACAAAUUUGCAUAUUGGUUCAAAUCUUAUGCAAGGCAUUCAAACAUUGAGAACAAAUUCAUUAAGGAUUUAGCGGAGGGGCCAUUGAGAAGUGUGAAAUCAUAUCCUAUGUAUUUCAUAAAUGGUUAUAGAUUUCACACAAGCAGUCAUGGUGCUAAUCGAUCUACGAUGAAUAGCGGAUUUUGCAUUAGGGGUUCAACAUACGAUGACAACUCUAAUGAUUACUAUGGAAUCUUGAAAGAAGUAGUUCAAAUAGAGUAUCCUGCAUUACCAAUAAAGAGAACUAUUCUUUUCAAGUGUGAAUGGUUUGAUCUAACUCCGGAUGUCGGUAUUAAGGUUCACAAACAGUAUAACAUUGUGGAUAUCAAUCUUCGAAAAAGAUUAAAUAAAUAUGAACCGUUCAUACUUGCUUCGCAAGCUGAACAAGUGGUUUACCUCCCUUAUCCUAGCUUGAGACGAGACAAGGCUGACUGGCAUGCAGUGUGUAAAGUCAAGCCUAGGUCCAUUGUUAUCAUGCCUCAGACAAACUUAACGGAGCAAAUGUCUGAUCAAGCAUUUCAAGAUGAGGCAGUUGAGGUGUUUCAAAUUGAUACACAAGUAGAAGGUGAACAAAUUGGACCCCUAAAUGAUCCAAGUGGUGAACCACUAGAGCUUAUAGCUGCUGAAGAAGAGGAACUACUGGAUGAGACAAAUCUAGAUUUUACAACAGAAAGUGAUGAAGAAGAUGAAGAAGAACUUCAUGAAUAUGAUGAUGAUAUUGAAUAA